Messenger RNA from Morchella sextelata, 1353 nucleotides. RefSeq lists its product as uncharacterized. Lineage: Eukaryota; Fungi; Ascomycota; Pezizomycetes; Pezizales; Morchellaceae. Bases 1 to 1353 code for a protein of 450 amino acids. The record is from RefSeq and is a predicted model, not a curated record. The transcript has a single exon.
AUGUCAACAACAGUCGCAGUGCACGUGCCGGCGUGGAAGAAGAUUGGCUUGAAGCUCAAGAAGGCGGGCGAUGAGCCGGAGGUGAAGGACGUGGUGCCAGCGGCGGCGGUGAAGGACGUGCCGGAGGUGAAGGCGCAGGACGACAGCGAGGACAAGAAGGAGCGCAAGCGGAAGAAGAAGGAGCGCAAGGAGAAGGAGAAGGCGGAGGCGGGGUCGGCGGACAAACCGGCGGCGGCGGCAGAGGACCAGGAUGCAGCGAAGGAAAAGAAGAAGAAGAAGAAGAAGGAUAAAAAAUCAAAGUCCUCUAGCACCUCCGAGUCCACCACCCCCGCCGCCCCCUCAACACCCACCCCCACAAUAACAACAACAACAACAACCGCCACUCCAAAACCCGCCGGCGGCGCCGACCCCAAAUCUCUCCUCCUCCGCCACCCGCGCGCGCCCCCAACUUCCCGCAAAUCCGUCACCUUCACCUCCGACACAAAGGCCACCGACGGCGACUCCAUCAAGACGCUCUACCAGAACCACGACCCCUUCGCGCACUACGACUCGUACCAGCAGCACCUCGCAAACUACCCCCCCGCCAACGAGCUACCCGCCGGUUUCGACGAUGCCGUUGAGCCCAAGGGCGCAGAGAUACAGUACAAGUUCGGGUCCACGGGCAAGAGGAAGAAGUUUACCGACGACGACGAGGAGGAUGCUGCUGCUCCUUCUGGGGCUUCUGUCGGGGGUGUGAAGGAUGCGAUUUCGGCGACUACCACCACCACCACCACCACCACCACCACCACCACCACGUCAAAGGACAAGCAAAAGAGGGAGAAGGAGAAGAAUGCGACCGAGAAGAAAGACGACCCCACCACCGCCCCCUCGCCCAAAAAGCGCAAGACCAACUCCGCCGCCCCCGCCAAGCCCUCCACCGCCCCCACCACAAACACAAAGCCCUACCUCCACUACCUGACCGCCCACCACCUGCACCGCGACACCUGGAAGUUUGAGAAGAGCAAGCAGAACUGGAUCCUGCGGCACGCCUUCGACACUGCGCAGAUCCCCGACACGCACGCUGACGCGCUGCGCGGGUACAUCUCGAGCGUGCAGGGCGCGGCGGCGCGCGAUCGGCUGCUGGAGGCGGCGAACGAGGUUGUGAAGCGCGGGAGCGACACGAUUAGUCGUGAUGGGGAGAAGGUGGAUGUGGUUAGUCAGAAGGAGGGCGUGGGGAGGGCGAAGCUUGUGUUGGCGGCGUUGGGGCACGGGGAGGAUGAAGAUGAGGAGGAGGAGGAGGAGGGCAGUGGUAGUGAUAGUAGCGAUAGUAGUGAUAGUAGUAGUGAUAGCGACAGUAGUGAGGGUGAGGAGUGA